Messenger RNA from Thalassophryne amazonica, 1132 nucleotides. RefSeq names its product hydroxyacid oxidase (glycolate oxidase) 1 (gene hao1). Lineage: Eukaryota; Metazoa; Chordata; Actinopteri; Batrachoidiformes; Batrachoididae. Gene Ontology annotation, molecular function: FMN binding; oxidoreductase activity. The record is from RefSeq and is a predicted model, not a curated record. The coding region runs from base 3 to 1124 and encodes 373 amino acids. The transcript has 8 exons.
CGAUGUCGUGGCAGCGCGUGUGUGUGUCUGACUUUGAGGAGGAGGCUCGAAGAGUUCUGCCAAAAGCCGUCUAUGACUACUACCGGUCCGGUGCUGACGAGCAGCUCACACUGGCUGACAAUGUUGCUGCGUUCAAGAGGUGGUAUCUUGUCCCUCGGGUGUUGAAGAAUGUGUCCACAGUGGACCUGUCUGUGUCUGUGCUCGGACAGAAGCUCAGCAUGCCGGUGUGUGUUGGAGCCACAGCGAUGCAGAGGAUGGCUCACCCUGACGGAGAGACAGCUACAGCCAGAGCAUGCAAAGCGGCAGGGACAGGGAUGAUGCUGAGCUCCUGGGCCACCUCCACCAUAGAGGAAGUGAUGUCAGCAAUGACAUCCUCAAGGGGCGGUGCAGAUGUCAUGUGGCUGCAGCUUUACAUCUACAAAGACCGCGAGCUCACACUGUCACUGGUCCGCCGAGCCGAGGAGGCAGGAUAUAAAGCUGUCUUUGUUACCGUGGAUACGCCCUACCUAGGAAGGAGAUGGGAUGACGUUCGCAACCGAUUCAAGCUGCCGUCACAUCUGAGCAUGUCCAACUUCUCAACAGCAUCACUCGCUUUCUCUGAGGGAGACUACGGCAGUGACAGUGGACUGGCAGUUUAUGUUGCCAAGGCAAUUGACCCCGCCCUCUGCUGGGAUGACAUCACAUGGCUGAAGAAGCACACACACCUACCAGUAAUUGUGAAAGGAAUACUGACAGGUGAAGAUGCUGUUCAGGCUGUCAGGUACGGAGUUGAUGGCAUCCUGGUGUCCAAUCACGGUGCUCGGCAGUUGGAUGGGGUUCCUGCCACGCUGGAUGUGCUGGAAGAGGUGACGAUGGCAGUGCAAGGUCGCUGUGAUGUUUAUAUGGAUGGAGGAGUGAGGCGGGGAACUGACAUCCUGAAAGCCUUAGCUCUGGGAGCCAAGGCUGUCUUCAUAGGUCGCCCAGUGCUGUGGGGUUUGGCCUCUCAGGGAGAACAUGGAGUCUUUGAAGUUCUGGAACUUCUCAAAGAAGAGCUGCGACUGGCUAUGGCCUUGUCAGGCUGUCGUUCUUUAUCAGAGAUCAAUAGGUCCCUGGUCCGGAGAGCAUCAUUAACCUCGAGGAUCUAAAAGAACGA